Messenger RNA from Carya illinoinensis, 441 nucleotides. RefSeq names its product fasciclin-like arabinogalactan protein 11. Lineage: Eukaryota; Viridiplantae; Streptophyta; Magnoliopsida; Fagales; Juglandaceae. The record is from RefSeq and is a predicted model, not a curated record. The transcript has 3 exons. The coding region runs from base 1 to 441 and encodes 146 amino acids.
AUGGGAAGUAGCGUCGUGUUCAAAAAAUCCCAGACAGAAUCGAUUCGAGAAUUGCAGCUCCAAAAUGCUACAAACCCAGUGCAUACUCUGGCCGGUGAUAGCAACACCGACCAUUUCCAACUGAAUGUAACGGCCGCGAUAGCGGUAGGAAAAGAAGUGAACAUAACAACAGGGGCGGUCAGUACAACGGUGGAAAAGACAAUAUAUACAGACGACUAUCUUGCUGUUUACCAGGUGGGGGCGGUGCUCCUUCCACUGGAACUUUUUGGGGCAGCUGCUUCACCUACAGCAUCUAAGCCUGAGAAGACGAGACCCAGUACUGAAGACACUGCUACUACUUCGGAGUCUUCGGGUGCAUUUGGUCCAAACCCACAAUUGCCAAUGAAGCCAGACUCCAGUGAAGGAAGUAAGUUUUCUCAACUCUCCUCUCCCCUGUACUGA